Messenger RNA from Labeo rohita (rohu), 7634 nucleotides. RefSeq names its product adducin 3 (gamma) a (gene add3a). Gene Ontology annotation, cellular component: cytoskeleton; postsynaptic density; plasma membrane. Gene Ontology annotation, biological process: barbed-end actin filament capping. NCBI's taxonomy places the organism in Eukaryota, Metazoa, Chordata, Actinopteri, Cypriniformes, Cyprinidae. The record is from RefSeq and is a predicted model, not a curated record. Gene Ontology annotation, molecular function: actin filament binding.
GUGAAGACAGCAGGAAAAUACAGUAGAGAUGAGUGGCGAGUCGAGACAGGAGGUGGUGACGACCCCUCCACCCCCCACCAUGGGGAAAAGAGAGGGCUACUUUGACCGCAUCAACGAAAACGACCCUGAAUACCUGCGCGCGCGUAACAUGUCGCCUGACCUGCGACAAGACUUCAACAUGAUGGAGCAGAAGAAAAGGGUCACGCAGAUACUACAGAGUCCGGCAUUUAGGGAUGAGCUAGAAGGACUGAUCCAGGAACAGAUGAACAAGGGGAACAACCCCGCUGGACUGCUCGCUCUGCGGCAGAUUGCCGACUUCUUCAUGGCCAGCUCCGUAGCCGGUUUCUCCACCUCCCCCCUCAGUUUGGGCAUGGUGACCCCAAUAAACGACAUGUUCAGUGCAGAGUCCACUACUAUGGUGAAGGGAGAGAAACAGAUCCGCUGCAAACUGGCCAGUCUCUACAGAAUAGUGGACUUGUUCAGUUGGGCCCACUUCACAAGCUGUUACGUUACAGUUCGUGUCAGCAAGGAACAGGAUCAUAUCCUCAUCAUCCCCAGAGGACUGUCCUUCGCUGAGGCCUCUGCGUCCAAUCUGGUGAAGGUGAAUAUUCUCGGUGACGUGAUCGAUCAGGGCUCCACCAACCUGCAGGUCGACCCGGACGGCUUCAGUCCUCACGCUGCCAUCUACUCCGUGAGACCCGAUGUGCGCUGCGUCAUUCACAUACGCACACCGGCUGCUGCUGCUGUGUCGUCUAUGAAGUGUGGGCUUCUGCCCAUCUCUCAGGAGGCUCUGAUCCUGGGUGACAUUGCUUAUUAUAACUACCAAGGUAGUUUGGAUGAGCAGGAGGAGCGCAUAGAGCUGCAGAAAGCCCUUGGACCAUCAGCGAAGGUGUUGGUUUUAAGGAAUCAUGGGAUUGUGGCUCUCGGGGAGACCAUUGAAGAGGCCUUUCACUACAUUUACAGUGCUCAGUUUGCCUGUGAAAUUCAGGUGAAUGCGUUCUCAUGUGCUGGAGGAGUGGAGAACCUGAUCGUCCUGGAUCUGGAGAAGUACAAACCUCGCACGCAUGGGGUGGCACAGGCAGGGGUCAACAUGGGCUCUCAGCACAAGUGGAGGCUGGGAGAGCUGGAGUUCGAGUCGCUUAUGAGAAUGCUGGACAACCUGGGUUACAGAACAGGCUACACGUACCGGCACCCCAUUGUACGGGAGAAGCCGCGACACAAGAGCGAAGUGGAGAUUCCUGCGACAGUGACGGCGUUCAUGUUCGACGACGACGACACUCCACGUUUCCCUCUGAAGUUACUGCAGCAGCGACAGCAGCGAGAGAAAACACGCUGGCUCAAUUCACCCAACAGCUACAUGAAAGUGAACGUGUCAGAUGGGGCGAGCGAGGAGAACGGACGCACCAAGACCAUGUGGAUGAAGUCAUAUGACGGUGGAAACGCCAGCGGGACUCCGAUCCGCAUUGAAGAUCCCAACCAGUUUGUUCCUCUGAACACAAACCCCAGCGAAGUCCUGGAGAGGAGAAAUAAGAUUCGCGAACAGAACCGUUUUGACAUGACGACAGCAGGGCCGCAAUCACACCGGCUGGCAGGGAUUGUGGUGGAGAGACCGCCGGCACAGUCGCCAGUCCAGCCGUACAUGGGCGAUGACGAGGAACAGACGGGACCGCUUCCUCCAAACCCCUUCAGCGAGCUGAGCGAGAAAGACCUGGACGACUACCAGAAACGAGUAGAACGUCAGCAGCCCGGAUUAGACGAUGACGAGCAGCUCACGUCAGACGACGCUUCCACACUCUCUCAGUCACUGUCCCAAACUCAGUCUCCACAAAACACUCCAGCUAAAGAAGAGAACCACACGGGCGUGAUGCUGAACGGCAAAGACGACCACGGCGACGAAGACGAGCUCAUCAAGCGCGUGAGCCAGCUGACCACCAGCGUGGAGAGCGUUGAGAUCAACGUGCGCUCGGGAGAGAAAAUCGAAGAGGCCCUGACGCCCGAAAGCUCGCCCUCCAAAUCGCCCAACAAGAAGAAAAAGAAGUUCAGAACCCCGUCCUUCCUGAAGAAGAACAAAAAGAAAGAGAAAGUGGAAGCCUAGAGGACAGAGAACAACCAAUGCCUGCUUUGUCUGUCUUCGUUUGUCAUUUAAAGUUUGUUUAUAAAAAAAAAAAACACGGCACGUUGUUUUGGGAGUCUGUAAGUGAAUAAAUGGAGCAACAUCCUCUUUUAAAAAACGUGCUGUGGUUAGAAGAUAAAGAGAAGCGAGGGGAAACUCCUGGGAAACUGGCUUCUCGCAAAUGAUAGACUGAAGAUGUUUGUGUACACAUGAUUUUAUCUUGUUGAUGAGCCCAUACUGCAUUGUUUUUUUCAUUUUGUAUGUUUAUUAGAUUCUCAUACAGACCUUUUAUGAGCCCCUUUUCUAUCCGCCACGUCAUCUCUCAUGCCUGCCGUCGUUUCUACACAGGAGAUGCUUAAAAAAAAAAAAAAAAAUCACACUGGAAACCGUUUGCUAACAGGGUUUGUUUUAUUUCGUCUCUUUCGUUGCUUGCAAUUUGGUCCGAUCCUGUGUAGAAUCACUCCAGUCCAUACGAUAUAACAGUUUAAAAAACAAAACAAUCACGUUUUAGUGAACAUCAACUUUUCAUCUCUAAAAUAUUUUAGCUUUUUUUUAAUUCAAACAAUUUAGUUUUUAUCCAUUCAGUUUUGUACUCAUUUCUAUAUGAAAAAUGAAAUCUCGAAGCAUGCUAGUCUGAAUUUAUAAGGCUGACGGCUGAUAAUCGUGUAGUAGCUCUGAUUACUAAACACAUGUAAUGGAAAUAUAUGAAAACUGGAGUGAUGAUGAUGAUAUAUAUAUAUAAAAAAGUAAUAUUUUUGUGCUGCACUUUUUAACGUGGUAUACAUAACAGAAAAGAAGUCUAUGGAUGAGCUUGGCAGCGAUAUGAAAUCUUGAAAAAAGGGUGGAGAAGGGAAACUUGUUAACGUAUACAGAAAAAAAUAUAUAUUUGUAAACUGUAUUUAAAAUAAAAAAAAAAUCACCAAAUCACAUCCGACAUUUAAGCUUCAUUCUGGGCCUUUACAGUGACGGAAUCAUUCAUUAUAUCACCUUAUGACAGUCAUAAGUCAUCCCAUAACCAUCCAAACUUCAACUGAGAAACGCCAUUGUACCGUGUUUUUGUCAUCUUAAACUGGAUUGAUUUACUCAUCUUCCCUUUUUUGUUUUGCGCCCUGUCCCACGAGACGCCGCUGUGUGGACAGAACGUUUACCAAAGCUAAUCUUUCAUGCUUCAGAUUAGCAGUUUGACCUCAGUUUGAACUCCGUAAGGCCCGAAUGUGGUCGUCGUACGUCCCGUAGGGGGAAGGAACCACUGAGAGAAAGAGAGAGAUACGUAUAUCCCAGUGGGCAAUGUGAAGUACUGGGCGCGGAGAGCGAGACAGACACUUCUAAGCUGUGUAAAUAGCAUGUGCUUUUGAACGCGGGCCAGGCGUGGAUUAAAACACGUUUAAAUUUAGUGAGAACUGGGGUGGGCAAAAACAUCGACUUUACGUUUUCCUUUUAUUUCGCUUCGGUUUCCGUCACGCGUUGCGGUUUUUGCUUUCGGGGAGUGUAGGAAGCGUUAACUGGAAUGUGCAUCAAGUUCUCGGUUUUUGUUGCCCAUUUUUGCACCUUGUUUUACUAAUGCCCUCUCUGUUUUAGUCUCUGGUUCGGAAGGCCUGUUCGCUUUUGGCAUGCGAGUUUGAGCCGAGCCUCUUUGUGACCUGUGAAAUCGUAUAUAAAUGGUUAUCUAACGGACUUGCUUUUAGAUGUACUGCUAAUCAGUGUAAAUUCACAAAUAAACUAUUUUAAGAAGCAAACGUUGCACUCGAAGUCAUGCAUUUCACUCCCAUGGUUGUCAUUUGUGCAUUUAUUUACAUCUUUCAUUGCAUUUCUCGGUUCUUCAUGCACAGUCAUUUCACGGUUAUGAAAUGUGAAUGUCUGAAGGAGGACGUCUGACUUCAAAGGUUAGUUUAGUUAAGUUUACUUGACCCUCAUGUUAGUCAGAACUGAAAUUUUCUUCAGUGAAAUUUUCAAUAUUCAAGCUGUUCCUUUUCCAUACAAUAAGAGAUAAAACUGGCCACCAGAUAGAGUGAAAGUAUCAAUAAAGUGGUCCAAUAGGACCAGUAGGGCUCACAUUAUCAGAUUUUCACUCCACUAUUAUCAUGUCCAAAAUAAUUUUGUCCAAAAAUGCCAUAAUUCAAAAUAACUUUAUUUGGUGUUUUUUUUUCUAUUUUUAGUCUAAAAUGUACUCAAGAUACAAGAUCAUAAUGGACCAUUUAGACUUUCACAAUUAGAAUGUGUUUUUGUGUAAAACCCAGAGUUGCCAGAUUUUCACAAAAAAUCCCACCCAAAUGCUACUAAAAAAAAAAACACACAAAACUAGCCUAAUAGGGUUUCAUGAGGUAAAAUAUGCAUUUUUGGCAGGGUUCUCCUGAUAAAAUUAGCAUUCCAGGGCUAAAUAUGUUAUUGGGAUGGCUUCAGCCUGUGGACUUGGCAACCCUGGUAAAAGCAUUAAUGUUAUCGCAUUGGACUAAAACUUAAUGACUUUGCUCACACAACAACUUUAAGGGAUAGUUUCCCAAAAAUAAAAUUUCUGUCAUUAAUUACUCAUCCUCAUGUCGUUCCAACCCUGUAAGACCUUUGUUUAUCCUCAGAACACAAAUUAAGAUAUUUUUGAUGACAUCCGAGAGCUGCAUAGACAGCAAUGUAACUGAAAUGUUCCCAGGCUUAGAAAGGUAGUAAGGACAUUGUUAAAAUAGUCCAUGUGACAUCUGUGGUUCAACCAUAAUUUUAUGAAACUAUGAGAAUACAUUUUGUGUGCAAAGAAAACAAAAGUAACUUUAUUCAACAAUUCUUCUCUGCUGUGUCACUGUCUGCCGCCAUUAUCGAGAGUACCACAAUGCAUAUUGAUGAAAAAAUAUAUAUUUUUGUAUAUUUUAAAAAUACCUUGUUUCUCUUGUGAUAUUCCUGCUCAAAAAUGACCAGCCUACCAAAAAAUGCUUGUAAAUGUCAUUAUGCUGUAUUAUUACCAAAUAUUAGAUUCAGUCUUUAUGCCAACUUUAUUUUCUUUCAAUUAGCACAGGUUUUGUACUUGUUUUUGGAACUGAUUGAUCAUAGGUUGAGGUUGAUCAUUGCCAAAAUUAUCUACAAAUAAUGCUGCUUUUUUACUUACAAACAUGAGGUGCACAAGCUCAGAUCAACAAGGUCUACAAUCAACCAGUUCCCUAAAGAAAUAUAGCUGCAAGCAGCGAUUACCGGGGUCCAAGUGCUUAAGGCCUUUAAGCACGUGUGUAAAAAGGAGUUAGGUUUCAUAUGUCAAGCAUGUAACCACUUACAGGUGGACCAGACCAUUUACAGCUAAUACAGGCAAUUUACUAAGGAAAUACAUGUUGUUUUUUAUAACUUUUAACAGUUAUAGCACCACCUAUGAUCUGAUCACAUCUUACAUGUGCUCACUAAUUUCCAUGAAGUUCUGAGUUUUUGUUUUGGAGAUAUAAGCUUUUAAAUGCACUUGACCAGACCCCUUUCCUAUUUGACCCGUUAUAGCUAUCCAAAGAGUGAAAUUCAACUUUUAUUUAUUUUUUGGGAUAAUUAUUGACCUAGAACAGGGGUCCCCAACCCUACUCCUAGAGAGCUAUCAUGCUUUAGAUUUGAUUGGCUGCAGUGGUUCUUGAGGCAAAGUUGUUCAGCAUGAGGAGAUCUAUCAAAUGAUAUGCAUAUUGUGUGGAUGUGUGAAACAAUGUGAUUACAGAAGCAUAAAACACGUUAGUACCAUAUAGUGGUCAAUUCCUUUAAAAAUUCUUACAGACCUCUAGGGCCAUGAGUCAAACAUGCCCACAGAGUUUCGUCUCAAUCAGCCUCCGUUAACCUCAUCUAAAGGCCCGUUCACACCAAGAACAAUAACUAUAUUAGUGUCCACAUCAACUAACGUUAUCGUCUGUUUAUUCUAAGCUCAUGACAGCAGGAUUGAUUCUGAUUGGCUGUCAAUGUCAAUCGUUCAUGAUCUGGAAAAAACAAUUCUGAAAGUGAUUCCAACUAUAUUGUGUCUCUGUGCUUUUAUCAUUAUAGCUGUAAUGUGGACUCUGCUAUUCUGUAAUACUGAGAACAGUUUUUAGAACUAUAUGUUUUUCGUUGUGUUUAUAGUUAUCCUUGGUGCGAGCAAGCCUUAAUUGGCCGAUGCGGCCAUGUUUUUUGAGAUACAUGCAUGUCCUCAAAGACACUUGUGGCAAUUCGGACAAAGACACGGCAUACCAAUUUUCAAGUCAAUUGGACUAAUGGCUGCGUAGUUAUAGCGGGUUUUUUCCUCCUGUUAUAGCGCCACCAAGUGGUCAAGCUCCACAUUUUUUAUGUGACCUCAGAUUGAGCUCUUACAUACGUUUUCCGAGUUUGCCGAAAAUAUCUCUUUCCAUUCAUGAGUUAUAGGUGUUUUAGUAAAAGCGUCUCUGAACCCUUACAAACGUUUUGGCAUUCCGUCGUGACAGGAAAGACGAAAGUUUAACUUUUUUAUCGAUAAUUAUGAUUAUUCACUCUCCAGGUUUAGGAGUUGUGAGCGAUCUCAUGCUUUUGAUCACUGUAGCGCCCCCAUCAGUCUGAUUGGUGACGUUGUAGAUGCCUUGAGUACUACCAUCCCUCCAAGUUUCAAGUCUCUAUGACUUACAAUCACUUUUAGGUGGACAAUGUUGAUCCCUGCCCAUUCUAACAAUUACAAUAGGGUUUCAGCGCUGUGCACUUGAACCCCUAAAUACAAAACCUAUGCUGGAUUGAAUCCAAUAUUUGGUGGUAAUAUAGCAUAACGAGAUUUACAAGCAGUUUUUAAAAGGUUGGUGGUCAUUUUUGACCGGGAACACCAAAAAAGCCAUGUCUAGAGACGCAAUUUUUAAUUUGAUGUAGAUGAGUUUAUUUCUUCAUCAGAACAGAUUUGGAGAAAUGUAGCAUUACAUCACUGCCAUUAGAAUGAGAGUCCAAACAGCUGAUAAAAACAUUAAAGUAAUCCACACCACUCCAGUCCAUAAGUUAAUAUCUCAUGAAUCCAAAAGCUGCAUACGAUGUUUUCAACUUCUAACCAUUGCUUAUGACCAAAUAUGAGUCUACAAUCCAUUGGUGAGCAAGUGUGAUACAAUGCUAAAUAUCUCCAAAUCCUACAUCUUGGAUGAGGAAAUAUUCAGCAAAUUGUCAUUUUAGUGUGAGCUACUCCCAUUAAGGAUGUGGUUUCACAAAACUGUGUAAACAAACAGACAACGCACUAAAUUACCACUUUUUCUCACUUUCAGUUCUGGGAUCUCUGACACAGCAAAACAUGUUCCUAAAAAUCUUGUGUAUGUGGUUCACAACCACAUUCUCAUGAAAUAAUCAGCACUCACGUUCCCAUUGCAUUUACAGUACGUGUGAAGCACUUUUAACUCAAAACUCCUCUUAUCGCCAAUAUGCACCAGUAACUACCAAAGACAAAUCCUGCUGCAGGAUAGUGAAUUCCCUAUUUACAGCAAAAACAAUGCUUUUACUAUAAGAGUAUGUUGAAUUUUUAACGUCCAUAUAUUAACAAGUAAUGCUCAGCGUUUAGAAAAUCCAGUCUAUUCUUCACUUUGACCUCUCAGAGAUUGAA